AACCACCACGUUUCUACCAUGUCCUCACAAGCUAGUCGCGGGGCGUCACAUAGCGGCGUCCUCCAUGAAUAUGCUCCCAAACUCGUGGCCUUUGAGUUCACCCCACCAACAGAGGGCAUCAACAAGACAAAUAGCCUUAUCUUCGUGGGCGGAUUGACAGAUGGAUUCUGCACUGUUCCCUAUGUCGCCAAGCUAGCCAAAGCUUUAGAAAAUACCGAUUGGUCGGUCUUCUCUGUCCUACUAUCGUCCUCCUAUGCCGGAUGGGGAGUCGGAAGCCUUGAUCGCGAUGUAGAAGAAAUCGGGCAAUGUGUGCGGUUCAUUCGCGAUCUCAAGGCGUCACGCCAACCCGGCGCACCGACAAAAGCUGGAAAGAUUGCGGUCAUGGGACAUUCGACCGGAAGCCAGGACGUGCUCCACUACCUUUAUUCGCCGAACCCCGUGCCGCACAAGGAGUUUGAUUUCGGCCUUCAGCACAUGGUCCGCCCUGAGCUUGAUGGUGCUAUUAUGCAAGCGCCUGCCUCUGAUCGAGAGGGUCUGCAGGCUAUUAUCGAUUCCUCUACACAGCCCGACGAGCUUCGAAAGGUCUACGAUCAGCUUGUAAGCUUUUCCAAAGAGCAACCUUACACAGCAGAGAAGAACGACACAAUUCUACCAUUGAACUUGACUGCGAAGCUUUCGUAUCCUCCUGACACGCCUCUCAGUGCCCGGAGAUUCUUGAGUCUAGUCAGCCCUCAGAGCCCCGGCAAUCCAUCUGAGGACGAUCUCUUCAGCUCCGACUUGAGUGAUAAGCGCUUGGAAGAGACCUUUGGGAAAGUGGGAACUCAGGGCAUUGUCAAAUCAAAGUUAUUGGUCUUGUAUUCUGGUGAAGAUGAGUAUUGCCCGCAUUGGGUGGACAAGGAAAAGCUGUUGCAGAGAUGGCAGCAGGCCACCGAAGCGGGAGGCGCCAAGUGGGAUGCGGAAAACAGCGGGGUCAUUCCUGGAGCCAGCCACAAUGUCCACGACGAAGGUCAGCAGGACCUCAUUGAGCGAGUUCUACGAUACCUCCAGGCCCUCUAA
Molecule: messenger RNA, 1056 nt
Organism: Penicillium crustosum
Lineage: Eukaryota; Fungi; Ascomycota; Eurotiomycetes; Eurotiales; Aspergillaceae
Exons: 2
Coding region: 19-1056 (345 amino acids)
Source: RefSeq, a predicted model, not a curated record